This is a messenger RNA of Paramecium sonneborni, 1005 nucleotides long. NCBI's taxonomy places the organism in Eukaryota, Ciliophora, Oligohymenophorea, Peniculida, Parameciidae. The record is from the annotation of a GenBank genome assembly.
AUGACUGAUAUUUCAAUUAAGUUAGCAGAUCCAAUUUAUUCAAUCAAAUUGAUUGAUAAUUCAAUUAAAUAAACCAUAGAAUGUUAUGCAAUCUCUUUUAAUUCAUCUGGAUCACUUAUGAUAUCUGCUUCUAAUUAGGAUAUUAAAGUAUGGAAUUUUGCUUAAGGAAGAUUAAAAGAGAUAACAACACUUAAAGAACACACUAAUACUAUCUUUUGUCUUUAAUUUAGUCAGAAGAGUAAUAGUUUUAUAUCAGCUGAUAAUGUUAAUUCAAUUAGAUGUUGGAAAUAAAUAAAUGAAAAAGAAUGGAAAAGUUCCAAUUAAAAACAAACUAAUUAAAUAUACUGUUUAAUCUUAAAUUAAUCUGAAAACGAGUUAGUUUCUGGUGGAAAAGAAUAUUCAAUUAAAAUUUGGUAAAUUGAUUUUAAAAAGAAUAAGUUAUCUUAUCUUUACUCAUUAGAUAAACAUACUAAUUAUGUUUCAGGUUUAAGCUUUAAUAAGUCUGAAAAUAUGUUGGUUUCGUGUGGAUAUGAUAAUUAAAUAAUAAUUUGGAAAAAAGAUAAUAAAUAGAAAUGGCUAUUUGAUUAUGUAGUUACAUAACCUGUUUAAGUUUCAGGAUGUAGAUUGUGUUUUAUAAAUGAUAAUUAAUUUAUUUGGCUAACAGGAAAUUAAGUAAGCAAGGAUUGUAUCAGUAUGUUUGAAUUAAAAGAUGGAACAUAUCAAGAAAAUUUAGAUAAAGAAGUUAAAUUAAUUAAAAAUGAUAAGACUUGGGAUUUGAAUUUGUAUCCUAUCUUUUAUAAUAAAGAAAAAAGUUUGAUGGUUAUUAAACAUAAAUUACAUGUCUAUAUAAUUAAAAUAUCAAACAAUGGCUAAUUAAAUAUAAUUACAUAGAUCGAAUAUGAAUCAACAUAUAUAUUUGGAGCAUUAAGUAACGAUGGGAGAUAUUUAGUUACUUGGAAUAAGGCUGGACAGAAAUACGAUACUUAUGAAAUAUUGAUUAAUUGA